CUCUCAAUCAAUGCAUUACUCUGUGCGCGUGUGCGUGUGUGUGUCAUCUGUUCACCCGCAGGCGUCAUCCACCUUCCGCAGCCGCCUGCGGGCUGUGGUCUUCGGCUUCACCUUCGCACGCACCUAAACCGCACAAACACACAUACAUGCAGUUCGACGCGUCGCAUGUCGUGUGCACGUCUUUUCUCUCACCUUUGGCUUUGGCUUUGGCUUGGGUGCGUUCUCGUGGGCCGACGAAGAGUCCGAUGAGGACGGCUCGCUGAUGUCACUCUCGCUCACAGAUGAGUCGGACGAUGAACCACCAUGACGAUCAUCCUCGUUCGUGCGCUUGGCAGGCCUGCGCUUCGGCUUGGCCUUGGCCUUGCCCCUCGCCGGCUGCACCCUCUUGGCCACACCGCGGUCCUGCAGAGGGACCUGCACACGCACACACACACACAGAGACACUGCAUGAGCGAGACACGGCGUUUGGUAUAAGAAAUCUGCUGACCAUUUCCUCAUCCGAGGAGUCCAUGAUGUCGCCCCCAUCGCUGUGGUGUCGUCCGAUGUCCUCUCUAUCUCGCUGCUGCUUCUUGAUCUUGCUGGCAGCUCGGGUGGUGGCCGCCUGGCGUUUCUUGCUCUUGUUGGCUGCGGGUGCUGCAGGUCUGGGUGGUGGGAGUAUGGCGCUGCCGAUGGGGAUGUCGUUCAUCGACUGGAUGGUGUCGAGGAGCUUCACCAGCGCUGAGGCUUGCUGCUGGAGGGUAGACGCUGUGGCCUUGGGGGCGGCUGCUGCUGCUGCUGAUCGGGUGAGGAGGGAGACACAUCAUGGAUUCAUUGUCGGUUUGUGCACUGGUUUAUUCUGCUUCUCACUUCCGUCGUCAUCUUGGUCGUCGUUUGCCCGUGCUUGCGGUCCAGCUGCCUUCUUGACGGCAUUUUUCAACGCCGUAAGCACCUGAAACAUACACCAAAGAUGGAAGAGCGGCCUCUCGUGUGAUGCCAUCCACAAAGAGGCACACACACACAGAGAUACGGACCUGUUUGUGUUGCUGUAUGAUGCUCUUGAGCAAAGCUUUGUUUGCGUGGCUCUCGAGCUUGGCUUUUGUGGUUGCGAUGAAGUCGUGAGUGACCUGGCAGCUGCUCAGCAGCUUCGCCAGCCGGUGCGCGUGCUCUGGGUGGGCCAUCAACAUCUCAAACAAGACCUUAUCCAUACCGCACUCUGACACACACACAAACACGGACGAAAAGAUAUCCACUGGAGACACACACACACACGCCGGCAGACAGCGCCUGACUGACCAUUGCAGAACUUGCUGAUGAAGGUCACGAGCCGUUCCCACUCGGAAUCGUCGAGGUCGUCCAUCGCAAGAGCAGUCGACAGCUGCGUGCACAGCACACGGACAGCCAGAGUGUGUCGAUAUGUACCGCCUCCCGCAUUCACAUUCAUUCAUACCAUUUGGUUGAGGUACACGAGCAUGACGUUGCCGCCUCUUGCCCUGCCCCCGCCCGCUGCGGCCCGUCGGCUGAGUGGAUUCUCCAUGCUGCUGGUCUUGAGCUUGGACAGAUACAGCGACAGCUGGUGCUCCGUCGCACUCCGCAGACCGCCGUGGCUGCUCACCACACCACUCACCAACUGCACCAAGCCAUGAUUGUGCACUCAUGUCGUGUCUGUGGGUGUGUGGGUGUGUGGGUGGGUGGGUGUGAGAAUGGCUUUCUGCUUACCGCACAACAGACGCCCGAGUCGAGUCGCAGGUGUCCGCUUCUGAGCAUGUGGAUGAACACCGUCAUGAGCUGGAUCUUGAGCCGCGCAGGCGUGUCAUCGGUCGACGCCAACUGGGAGAGCGAGGAAUGACAUAUAUGACCGUGUCUCACUCAACCCCCCCGGGACCCACCUCCAGCAUUGACGGCAGCAGCGUCUCGAGGACCUGCCCAUGCGACUGGCCGAUGGUGAGCACGAGCCGCACACACAUCAUCUUGACAUCCAGCAGGGCUGACGAGUCGGCCCGGCGCAUCUUGUGGCUGGGGCGGGCACACAGCAGCGAAACAAAGAGGGGCACCACACGAUCGGCGAAGUGCGAUGACGGCAGGUGCAUCAACUUGGCUGAGAAAGUGGGAAAAGAGACACAGCAGGGGAGGAGGAUGGUGUGUUAGCAUUUCUGUCCGUCCCUGUGUGCGUGACGGUACCUGUCGCGUAGAUGGCUGCGUGAAGGAUGGGCUGUGGGGGCAUCUCGGCAUUGAUGGACUGGACGACGGUCGUCAUGACACGGGCAACCAAAUCGGCAAAGUGCGACAGCGGACCUGACGGGGAAAACGAUGUCACAUCCGUGGCUUCUCUUCUUCUGCUGUCCCACUGACCUUGUUCGAUGCACUCGGCCAUGACCUUCUGCAGUGCCCUUUCUCGCAUCUGUCUGUGGUUGUCCUGUUCGAUGGUGUCCAUCUCCUGCUCGCCGUCUGCCGCCACAUCACCCUGAUCCUCGUUAUCCUCCUCACCCAACACCUCAAGGGGGCAAAGGAGACAACACACACAUGAUGUGUGUGUGGUGUUGGUGGUGCGCUUGUAAUAUUUGUCCUGUCGGCUCCUUACUGUGACGGAGCAUUUCUCGUAGUGGGCCUUGCUGGAGUGUGCGUAGAACAAUACAGACUCGCCGAUGAGGUCCAGAAGCGAGGGCAGCGAUGCACUGCACUCGCCACCACCAAGAAUGGCCUGUGCCAGGGGCAGUGGGGAGAUCCCCCCCACAUACACACAUGAACAAAAGGGAGUUUCGCUCCUACCGAGAUGUGUUGGCCGGCAUCGAUGAGCGUUUCCAUGAGUUUCUGUCUCGGCCUCUUGUAGACGAAUAGCAGUGACAGCACAUCCCUCACCGCAGCACAUGGCAACGAACCAUCGACCGCACUCAACCUGACACAUAACACAAUGUCAUCCCAUCAGCUCCCCUCUGUGUGCCCGUCUGUCAUUGGCUUACUUGUUUCGGAUCAGUGUGGGUAUGUCUUGGUUUGCGAGAAGGUGUCUCCUGCAGGAGGGCAGCAGGCUCGCCAGGACGACCACACCCGUCACACAACACCUGCACACCAGUACGCAGAUACACAACAGUACGCACCACAUCGUACACGCCUCUCUUAAGAAUAGCUUGUGGUCGUCAUAUCGUCAUCCCUUACCGCAGAGCGAACACAGAUUGCGUCUCGGUAUGCUUCAGCAACUUCACGAGUCUGUCGACCAUCUCGGCAAACACGUUCUGCAUCGCCGCCUUGUGCCGGGCUGCGCGGCGCUGCACCUGUGCACACGCACACACACACACACAAUACAGACGCAGGGCCGGAUAUACUGACACGAGGCCGCCGGCCUGUGUGUGGUUGCCUACCUCCUUUGCGAUUUCGUCCACAGAUGCGGACGCGCUGGCUUGUGUCUCGGAUGUGUUGCUGUUGGUCGUCUUCUUUCGGGUGAGGGCCUGCUGUGCGCCCGACACGAGUGAUGUGACGAGGAGAAGGGUGUGCAGGGCGACGCCGUCGUGCUCGGGCGGCUCCUGGUCGUCGGGGGACGCUGGGGCGACGCCACUCUUGAAAAGAACCUGACACUCAAGACAAGGCAGGAUGUCUUAUUAUGUGCACACGCGCGCGUGUGUGUGGUAACCCGCAGUUUGCUUCCACUGGCCUCCUCCUCUGUCUUGGCAGCCGCGUCGAGAGCCCCACCAUCAUCCUGCUGCAGAGAGGUGUGGGCAUGGAGGAUGAUGCACAGAGGGAGGUCGUGCAUGUGGGGGGGAUUAGCUCACCUGUGCGGCGAGUCGUUUGAGUGCCUCGGCCGAUGCUUUGUGUAUGACGUCUCCGGGCAGCCCUUCAUCGACUGUCGACAGCACGCGGAUCAGCAGAUCGCACGGCAGGACGCCAUGGCCGCAGCCUGUCAGCAACAACAAUACACAGAUUGGUCGCUAAUCUAUGUGCAUUCUGUGUGUCUCGUGUGUGACCGCUGUGUGGUGCGAUGUGGUCUAGGCAGAUGUGAGGGGAAUACUGACACAGGCACCAAAUUAAAGGCAGGCAGUGUGAGUGGCGAAGCGGUGGACGUCUGUGUGGAAACCGCGCAUACGAAUUCGCUGGACAGCAGAACUUCGGUGGCACUCCGGAUCCCCCUGACACACAGAGACACGGAUGUGCGUGGCACAUAGAGUGUAUGCACUCAUUGUGCUAGUGGCUUACCACUGGUUGAGUAGAGUGAUGACGCUGUCAGUGAACUGCCGCACGUUGCUCCACUUGGGCAGCAGACCGCUCAUCAACAGCUGACCACACACACAUCCAUGAGACACACAUGACUUAUGGCAUCGGAUCGGUGCGCCCACUUUGACGAUGCGCCGCAGUGAGGGAGAUCCGAACAGCUCGCCGAUGAAGAAAUCCAGCCCCAACUCACACGACAGCACACCUGCAUUGAGGGCACACCCACACACGCAUGGAUGGAUUUCCCUCUGUCUGAGGGUGUUGUGUCCCACUUGCGAAUCCUUCAGAUGCCUGGAAGACCGCCAGCAGCUCCUGCUCGACGCCCUUGAGCAGCGUGACGUCCUCGGGGGCCGCUGCGACGGACUUGAGAAGCGACAAGAACCACAUGUUACCCAAACUCGACAACUGCAUAUGCACACACACAUAUGCACAUCGACAAGCGUCUUCAUGACGGCCGCUCUCCCCGCUGCCCUUACCCUUUGUGUGUCCUCCUCUGCCCAUCCUUGCUGCCCAUUGUCGAUGGAGUGUAUGGCGAUGAUGGUCUUGCGACACGCAGUCAGGGCGGUCAUUUUGGCCUUCUUGGAAGUGUCGGCGCAGCCCCGCUCCAGCAGGGCCGACAGCAUGUCGAGCACUGCCGAUGGGGGCAGGUGGUGGACGACUGGCUCGAUGGCUGAUGAGAGUGUGGUGAAUGCCUUGCUGCGGGUGAGGGCGUCGCCGUCGCAGCACAGCAACUCAACAAACGACUGAGGCAGAACAAGGAGGGAGGGAGGGAGGGAGGGAGGGAGGGGAGAGGGGAGAGGGCAGGUGCAAUUCGUCCGUCCCAUGGCGAUUUACCAGGUCAGGUUCGGUCUCGUCAUCGAUGUCCUGCAGCUGAACACACACACAGGCGCGCGCGCGAUACACAUGCAUGAAUACCCUCAUAUUCUUUGGCCGACUUGUUGGAUGAGUAUGGGGAUGCAUCGCGCCACGAGCAGCUUCCGGCCGGCAGCCUGCUUGAACAGCGAGGGAUGUUUCGACAGCACACACGCCAGCGCCGUGGUGAGGUGCUCGCCAUGCCGGCAGCGCUUCUCGAGGCCCGUCAGGAAAUCAAACACAGCUGCAACGAACGGACGCACACUGCAGGAUACGUGUAAGGGAAGGAGCGGUGUGUAUGUUGGCCGACCUUUGUAGGACACGUCUGCGAGGCAAAGGGAUGCGAUGAUGGUGGCCGCGCGGGAGCCGUCGAGGAUAGAGUUGGUCAGGGGCAGCAGUUGCUGGACAAGGCCGACCUUCUGCGCCACACUGAACGCUGUGGGCAAUCCGACACUGACCAACACGACCCCCCCCCCCGCCCCCCCACACAAAGGACACUGAUGCAGGCGACCGAUCCCUGCCUGUGCACAUACGCGGGUACAGCUGUGCAGCAUGCUUUGAUGGCGGCCACUCCCAUUUGGGAGUCCACGCCCACAACCGACAACACACGCACACACGAACUGCACACACCGACACCAACAUAAUGACCAACGGAGAACCAUCCUGUUGUCACGAUACGUCGCCUGCAUGCCUCGCCCACCUGACGCAGAGCGCCACGGCGGCCUCUCUCUCGUUGGGCACGAACCGCUCUGCCGCGAGUGCGAGGGAAGUGGACGUGAUGGUUGAGAUUGCCUUGAGGCAGUCCAGCAGUGCGCUUGGCGCGUUGGUGCCGUCGUCACCCUCCAUGAGGUCGUCGUCGGCUGGCCGCUUCUUGCCCCUGCCCUUGGCCUUGGCCUUGGCGGCGCCGCCCUUCUUCUUGCCUAGUGCAUUGGAUGCAGACACGGCACCAUCUGCGGAGGAGAGGGCCGCAAGGAACACUGAAUUGCGUCAUUUGUCUGUGGCUUGUCGUGCUGCUCACCGCUGCAUCUCUUGAGGGCCUCGUCGAGCAGCACCAACACACAAAACAACAGCUGCAUCACACACACACGAAGGAGGAAACCAAGCUUGAGGUUCUGACUGUCUUGGAAGACACGAAUCGAAGCUCAGCCACAUAGAUGACGGCGGGCUGUUCGGUCUCCCGACACAUUGCACUGCAGCCGCCUUCGGUGAACCGACACACACGAUGAGCCAACUGCAGCAUAAAACACAGAAACGGCGAAUCCCUUGUCAUAGCCUGCUGGAGUCAUGAGGCGGGGACUUGCCUCGUAGAUGCCGUCCAUUCCCUCCUCCUCGCACCGCCUCACGAUCAGCACAUGUAGGGCAGCGAAGUCGGCGGCGCUCUUCUCCUUGCCGCUCCUGUUGCCCAUGGCCGUCGUCACGUGAUGGUUCAGCGCCGUCAGAUCUUUGCUCAUGAGGCUGGCGUGGGUUGAGGGGGAGAUCCAUUCUGGCGAAAGGCUGAGGUCACUGAAGAUGACCACGCGCUCGCCCGGCUGCUCGCCCUCCAUUUUUGUCGGGG
Messenger RNA from Vitrella brassicaformis, 6583 nucleotides. Lineage: Eukaryota; Vitrellaceae. The record is from the annotation of a GenBank genome assembly.